CACAUGACUCGCAGCAUGAUCACAUGAUCAAACAAAAUGGCGGCAGUAUCAACUGUUGUGAUUGUUUUUAUAACCACUGUCAUCAGCUUUUCGGCAUUAAUAUCCAAGGUGAAUGGUGCCAAUUUCACAAUAGAUUAUGACAAGAACACAUUCCUGAAGGAUGGGAAGCCUUUCCGCUAUGUGUCCGGGAGUAUCCACUACAGUCGAGUCCCACAAUACUACUGGAAAGACAGACUCCUUAAGAUGCAUGCUGCUGGACUUAAUGCCAUCCAACUAUAUGUGCCUUGGAAUAUUCACCAACCAGAGAAAGAUAAAUAUGACUUCUCAGGACAACAGGAUUUGGUGGCCUUUCUACAAACUGCUCAGGAUGUUGGCCUACUAGUCGUGAUGAGGGCAGGACCAUACAUCUGUGGAGAGUGGGACUUUGGUGGUUUUCCUGCAUGGAUCCUGAAGGAAAAUCCCACAACAGUAUUCAGAACUAUGGAUCCAACUUAUAUUAAGUAUGUAGACCAGUGGAUGGAUGUCCUGUUACCAAAGCUGAAGCCCCUCCUCUAUAAUAAUGGCGGCCCGGUUAUCAUGGUCCAAAUCGAGAAUGAGUAUGGGAGUUACUUCGCCUGUGAUAAGAACUACACGACACAUCUCCGUGACAAGGCCAGGUUCCAUCUGGGGAAGGAUGUUGUGCUCUUCACUACCGAUGGCAGCUCGGACGGUUUCCUCAAGUGUGGCUAUAUCCCAGAGGUGUAUGCCACAGUCGACUUUGGAGUGUCUUACAACCCAGCUGGCAGUUUUAAGGCUCAGAGAGAUUAUGAACCUCAUGGCCCUCUGGUGAACUCCGAGUUCUACACAGGCUGGCUUGACCAUUGGGGUCAGAAACAUUCAGUGACCGACACCAACAAAGUGGCCAAAAGUCUUGACCUCCUCCUGGAUUAUGGUGCCAACAUCAACAUGUACAUGUUUGAAGGUGGAACCAAUUUUGGCUUCUGGAAUGGUGCAAACUACGCUCCGUUCCAGCCUGUCCCGACUAGCUACGACUACGACGGGCCACUCACAGAGGCAGGGGACAUAACUGAUAAGUACCUGGAAUUACGUCAGAUCAUAUCAAAGUACCUACCCCUGCCUGAUAUACCAAUACCUCCUUCUACACCAAAAGCCAACUAUGGAGAAGUACAGAUGAAAUUUGUAGCUACAUUACAAGACGCCCUGUCCCAGCUGAGUCCCAAGGGUCCAAUCAAAACCCAGUAUCCAGUUACUAUGGAGUCCAUAAGCCAGUAUCAGGGGUUUGCCCUGUACCGAUACACCCUGAAGAAAAACGUAGUGUCUCAAACGUUAGCUGUACCGGGCAUCAGAGAUCGAGGUUACGUCAUGGUCGACAAGGUACCACAGGGAGUCGUUGUCAGGGAGAAGUCUACAAAUGUGACUAUAACAGGCAAGCAGGGAGCAACACUGGACAUACUGGUGGAGAAUCAGGGACACAUCAACUUCGGCAGCGGCAUAAACAAUAACACCAAGGGUAUCAUCCAGAAUGUAACCCUUGACGGAGAGAUGCUGGUCGACUGGAUGGUGUUCCCGCUAUCUUUGGACAAUAUCAACCCAUCAAACAUCCCUCUGGGGGAUGGGCCUAAGUCUGCAGCAGGACUGAUGACUCCGUCUAUCUACGAGGGUAAACUGACCAUAAGUGGCAGCACGUGAAGAUACCUACCUGGACAUGACUGGAUGGACAAAGGGUCAGGCUCUUCUACAAGGUCAAAUCAAUCUGGGUCGUUACUGGCCAAAGGAGGGCCCACAGGUUCGUCUGUUUGUCCCUAAGCCUUACCUGAAGGCAGCGCCGGUCAAUAACAUGCUCCUGAUGUUUGAGAUAGAGGGAGCUCCCUGUCAGACUACAGCAUCGUGUAUGGUGAACUUCGUUGACCAGCCUCUCAUCAACAGCACAAACUCUGGUCAACAGGAAGGUCGGAGAGGGUUACUUCUGGCACAAGGAACAUUAGUGCCCAGAUCAUUGUCUUAAUGGUCUACAAAUCUAAAGUGCCAUUAGUUGUCAGCAUGAUUUCUCAACAGGACUGACUCAACUCCACAUAAAUAUAUAUACGUAUAUGAUCAGCCAAAUCAGGAAACUUAUCUGUGGUUGCGGUUUCGUAUGUCAGAAUUAAAUGUCCAGUAAUUAUGUAUACUUUAAGGAAGAAAAUAUAGUAUUGUUAUUGUCAUAUGAUUAAUUCUUGUGAUACUCAUCUGUAAUCUAUCAUAAGAAUUUUCAGAAUUCUUACUUCCAAAUUGCCAUACCUUUUCAUGUUUGAGUAGGAAAAAUCUGAUGUUAUACAUAAAGCAUUUACAAUUGUACAUACAUGCAUUUAGAAAAGAAAUAUGAUGUAACAACUAUGAUAUCAUGAUGUAAUCUCAUGUUUUGAUAUGCUUAUGUACUUAAAAAUCCAAGGGUUCUCGGUAUUUACCUUGGUUUUGUUUUGAUAUGCUUAAUAUAUGUACUUAAAAAUCCAAGGGUUCUGGGUAUUUACCUUGGUAGAAGUAAUAUUUACAUUCUCUAUCACAGGUUUUCUUUUUCUUUUAUUCAAACAACACCAAUAGUAUUAUACACUGUAACCUAGUUAGCAUAUCCUCUCUAAAGUUUGUAACAACAAAUGUUUUCAGUAAUUAAAGAAAACAGAAAUUUGAUUUAAUGUUUGUAAAUCUUCAAGAAACCAAAACUGAGAUUCCCAGAUAUUGAGGAGGAACACUUCAGUGUUAUAAACCAAGUACUGAACAUUGCCACACCUAUCAAUUCAGAUAGUGUUUUAUAGAACCGAACUUAUAGAGUACUGUAUUAAUUCUGAUAAAGCUUUUUUGAACAACUCAGUACUCCCUUACAUACUUUCAGACUUUUGAAGUUGAGGUAUUUCUAAUAUCUUGAUAUUUGCUCAAAUCUUUAUAAUGUAUCGGUCUCUGCUCACAUUAAAUUACUUCAUUACAUAGAACAUUUGUUUAUCAAAGACAUUUAUUUGUUUCCUCAAAUAGAAGUAAUUUCUUUGUUCAUGCCUGUUAGAUAUUAUAUUUUUAGAUUUUGCCAAACUGUCUUGACAGCCACAUCAUGUGAUAUUGAGUUAUUUUGGGGAUGACUUUUUCUCAACUUAUUAUGGAUGAAUUUUAAUUUUGAUACCAUAAUAUUUCUGAGGCUACAUAUGUACAUAUAAAUCUAACCUCACAGCUUUUAAAGCAGGAUUUUUCACCAUUAUACACUAAUUCACAUCAUCCACAUGGCUGGAUUUACAAUAGCUUUAUAUUUAUACAAAUUAACACCACAGUGAUCAAACUGAUGCAACAUAGUUUUACUUCCAAGGUCAAUGAUGAUAACAACUUUUCCAAGGAUGAAUAGCAUCUUAUACUGUUGACACAAAAUACAUGGAUACAUAGGCUUUAAGAUUUGAUACCGAUUGUUUGGUAGAAUCUAGAUCAGAUAAACUCUUGAGUUAUGUACACUGUAUCUGUGAGAUAUGAUAGACUGGGUUAGCUGCCUUAGUACCUUUUCUCUCCACUAGGUUGCGCUGAGAUAGGCAAUCUAAUUAAAAUCUAGAUGGUCAUUAUCACUACGUUACAUGUACAUCUAACAACAUCCCAUAAGGGGUCACGUCAGGGUGACCUUUAGGAUUAGCCA
Molecule: messenger RNA, 3640 nt
Organism: Pecten maximus
Lineage: Eukaryota; Metazoa; Mollusca; Bivalvia; Pectinida; Pectinidae
Product: beta-galactosidase-like
Exons: 16
Coding region: 37-1689 (550 amino acids)
Biological process (GO): carbohydrate metabolic process
Cellular component (GO): vacuole
Molecular function (GO): beta-galactosidase activity
Source: RefSeq, a predicted model, not a curated record